Molecule: messenger RNA, 975 nt
Organism: Solanum dulcamara
Lineage: Eukaryota; Viridiplantae; Streptophyta; Magnoliopsida; Solanales; Solanaceae
Exons: 5
Coding region: 58-765 (235 amino acids)
Biological process (GO): protein dephosphorylation
Molecular function (GO): protein tyrosine phosphatase activity
Source: RefSeq, a predicted model, not a curated record
UAUCUUUUAGCUAUAUUCUUGCAUUACCUGAACCAACCACCAUUGGGGUUUUGAGUGAUGAGGUCCUUAUUCUAUAGUACAGUGACAAUUCCAACCCCUUCAAAAUUACCAAACUGCCAUCACUCCCUCCAUGCUGCUCACUCUCUGAAACUCCCAUUUCUCAAUUUUCUUGUUCCUUCUAAAUACCCAUUUCUUCUAAAAGAAAGCCAUAAAAGAGUGAAAAUCAAAGCUUCAAUGGAAUCAAGAACGGACCCAAGUACAAAACCAUUCUCUGUUCUCUUUGUGUGCCUUGGAAAUAUAUGCAGAAGCCCAGCUGCUGAAGGUGUUUUUACAGAUUUGGUCAAGAAAAGGGGUCUUGAUUCUAAGUUUAAGAUUGAUUCUGCUGGUACUAUUAAUUAUCAUGAGGGGAAUGAAGCUGACCCAAGAAUGAGGGCUGCUGCUAAAAGGCGUGGAAUUGCGAUAACGUCUAUAUCUAGGCCGAUUAAGCCUUCUGAUUUCAAAGAUUUUGAUCUCAUUCUUGCUAUGGACGAGCAAAACAAAGCUGAUAUACUUGGGGCUCUGGAGAGGUGGAUCCACAGAGUGCCAUUGCCAGCUGAUGCAGCUGAAAAGGUCCGCUUGAUGUGUUCCUAUUGUAAGAAGCAUGAUGAAACUGAAGUCCCAGACCCUUACUACGGUGGAGCUCAAGGUUUUGAGAAGGUACUAGAUCUGCUUGAAGAUGCUUGUGAUUCACUAUUGGAAAGCAUUGUGGCAGAGAAAAAAAUUUAGGUUCAUAGAUUUACUUUUAUCACCAGUUUUCUUACUGCCAACUAGGCAAUUGGUUAUUCAUAGCAUAUACCAUGCACUCUACGGCUCAUUGUUUCAACUACUGCGACUUGUAUAGCCAGUCUGGUUCUGGCCCAUGGUAUGCACUGAUGUGUUUAUUGUUUACCUGGCAAGUUAAGCAAAGAUCUCUAUAAAUACAAAUUUAAAUGUGAA